UCAAGUCCAACUCGUCGAGAAGCAGUGAAAAGGAAGACUGCAGAAUACCUUAUGCGUGCUGAAAAAAUUUCCAGUCUCUACCAUAAAUCCUCUGAAGAUGCAUCUGUUUCUAUGCCUCCAGGAUCACUAAGUUCAAGGCCCUCUUGGAACCUAAGGAGCCCUGCCGAGGAACUGAAGGCCUUCAGAGUCCUUGGGGUGAUUGACAAGGUUUUGCUUGUAAUGGACACUAGAACGCAGCAGACUUUUAUACUGAAGGGUCUAAGGAAAAGUAGUGAGUACAGCAGGAGCAGAACGACCAUCAUCCCCCGCUGUGUGCCCAACAUGGUGUGUCUGCACAAGUACAUCAUCUCCGAGGAGUCUGUCUUUCUUGUGUUACAGCAUGCAGAAGGAGGAAAACUGUGGUCUUAUGUUAGUAAGUUCUUAAACCGGAGUCCUGAAGAGAGCUUUGAAAUUCCUGAACCCAGAACAUCCAGUUCAACGAAAAUUUACCUGGAGCAGCCGACACCAAGUCCUAAAGAAAUGGGUAGCAGCACUGAUUCCAGAGAAAGCUAUGGGGAGAGCAUGCUGAAGGUGGUCCCGCUGAAGAGCAGCCUGACGCCGAGCUCUCAGGAUGACAGCAGCAACCAGGAAGAUGGCCAAGAGAGUUCGAAGUGGAUGGACUCAGGAUCUAGCUCAGAAGAGGAGUGCACUACUAGUUAUUUAACGUUAUGCAAUGAAUAUGGGCAAGAAAAAAUUGAUUCUGGCUCUCUAAAUGAGGAACCAGUGGUUAAACUGGAGAGUGAAGGUCUAAAUACCAAAGAGAGAAGUUGCUUACAGAAAUGCAGUGUCGUUGGCAGUGGUGGCUUCACCUCCCAGAUUGCAUCUCAGGAACGAAAACUUUUCAUUGACGAUGCUGAGUCAGAAAUAGCUAGCCCUACUAGGAUAUUGGACUCAUUAACUAAAUCAAAGAACAGUCCCAUGGAACUCUUCAGGAUAGACAGCAAAGAUAGCACUAGUGAGCUCCUGGGGCUUGAUUUUGGAGAAAAAUUAUAUAACCUGAAAUCGGAACCUUUGAAGCCAUUGUUUUCUGUCCCAGAUAAUGACAGAAGCUUGGAUGCCCUAGAGAACAAAAUGGGUGUGAGAGCUCAUGACACCAUAAGCAGGGGGUCAAAUGACUCUGUGCCGGUUAUCUCCUUUAAGGACGCUGCUUUUGAUGAUGUAAAUAGUGUUGAUGAAGGAAGGCCUGAUCUCCUAAUAAACUUACCUGGUAUGUCUGAUGAAACAGAAGAGGCAGCAGCCUCAAGGCCAACAAAGUUUACAAAAACUGAUAGGGACUCAUUGGAAGUAAAGCGAUUAGAAGCACCUGAUGUCUUACAAUUAAAUAGUUCUGUAGAGCCAUGCAAAGCAUUUGAUCAAGAGCCAAAUCAUGUGGCACCAGAAGUGAGUGAUCCUUCUUGUGAAGAAGCAAAUGGACAAAGCGGUGUCACUCAGGGACCUCUUGGGACCCUCUUUACAUCUGACCAAGAGGUAGGUAGUUCAGAAGACAGGGCCCUGUUUCAAGGGCUUGGAACCUGCUCCUUGAACAUGACAAGCAAAGAAGAAAGUUUAUUUGUUUCCAGCCCGCUCUCGGGUGCUCAAGAUGUUAGCUUGGAUGGAGAUGUGUUAAGAAAUGAACCAGUGUUGCUGUUUUCUGAUCAAACUGAAGAAUCUGGGGAAGAGGGAACAGACCUAACUUCGUUACCAGCAGCUGAAAGUAAAAAGACAGCACCAAAGAGGGAAGACAAAAUAGCAGCAGCAGGGGAGAAGGAAAUACAUCAAAUUUUUCAGGACCUCGAUGAAAGAUUAGCGAUAACCUCCAGGUUUUAUAUCCCAGAGGACUGCAUUCAAAGAUGGGCAGCUGAAAUGGUUGUAGCCCUUGAUGCUUUACAUAGAGAAGGAAUUGUGUGCCGUGAUUUGAACCCAAACAACAUCUUAUUGAAUGAUAGAGGACACAUUCAGCUAACGUAUUUUAGCAGGUGGAGGGAGGUUGAAGAUUCCUGUGACAACGAUGCCAUAGAGAGAAUGUACUGUGCCCCAGAGGUUGGCGCUAUCCUCGAAGAGACAGAAGCCUGUGACUGGUGGAGCCUGGGUGCCAUUCUUUUCGAACUUCUCACGGGGAAGACUCUGGCUGAGUGCCAUCCAUCAGGAAUAAACACUCACACUUCUCUGAGUAUUCCAGACCAUGUAUCAAAGGAGGCCAGAUCACUGAUUCAGCAGCUUUUGCAGUUUAAUCCUGCGGAGCGUCUUGGUGCUGGCGUUGCGGGUGUUGAAGACAUCAAAUCUCAUCCAUUUUUUGCCCUUAUAGAAUGGGCAGAUCUGCUGAGAUGAGAGGUGCAUGACCUCUGAACAAACUCAGGUCAAGUGGUCAAGUUUCUCUGGCACAGAAGCACCCUGACUUGCUUCCUUUGGAUGCCCCAAACCCUUUGGAUGUGAUGACUAAAGGACGCUGGAGCAAUCGGGCCAAAAGUGAACACUUUUAUCAGGAAUCACAGGUUGUAUAGGGUGCUAGUUUAUUUUUACAGCGACCGGCUGCUAUGUGUGUGUGUAAGUCUUCUCACCAAAGGGUGGUUUGUGAUGAAACUCCUGGGCAGCAUGUUUAGUACUGCCAGCUUGUCGACUAAGUAGAAACAGACGUGCUCCUGGUGCUUUGUCUGAUGAUGGAAGUGUCUACAGGCUGUGCCAGUUGAAAGUAUCUUUUACAGUGUCAACAGACCAUCUCCCUAUGCUAAGUGCAGCUCUUUGCGGGGGGGUGGGGGAAGGAAGGAGCAAAUAAUUUAUUAAUGGUAUAUGCUGAAUAAAAUACUAAAACGCUUUAUGCGAAAGUUGACACAUUAAAAUAAUAUAUCCAUUAAAAAUUAAGAAAGCUGUUGCAUAAUACUGUGGAAUGUGUCUUGAAAAUGGCAUAUCAUUUCCCACUGUGGAAAGAGCAUAUAAAAGGCAAAUAAUGUUGUCAAAUGUUGUACUUUGUUGGCUGGCAAUGUCUGUUUAAAACUCUUGACUCUGUUGUAUUUGAUGAGCUACAUGUUAAAGUCACUACAGAGAGGGAAAUCUUCUUUUCCUCAGCCGGAUAAACACUGCUUUAGCACUCUAAUACGGAGCAAGAAAACAUAAUGCUAAAUAAAUGUAUAGAUUAAAAAGGAAAAACUCUUCUCUCAUCACUGCAGCCACCACUUUAUCACUUAAUGAACUUUACUUCCUCUAAGUGUCCUAUUUUUAGCUGCUACUUCAGGAAAAAACCUUUCUGUUCCUGCUCUUCUGCUUGAGGAAGCUUCUGAACUCUCCUGUUUGUUUGUUAAUAGUCUUAAUAAAUCAAAGAAAGCCUUCACCCACGCCGCUGCUCGAACAGGAAGAAGCCUGGGAUUUGCUUAUGCCAAAUGACUAAGUGACAUCUUUGAGCAAACCCUAGUGGGUAAGACUUGGUUGUGAGCCAAUUAGCUGACCUGUUUGUUUGUUAGAAAGGUCUGGAGAAUAGGAGAAGAAUAUAAGACAUGCAGAAUAUUUUGCUGUGUGCUGCUAAGCAGCCAUGCUUGUAUGAGUUCCUGACGUACAAAUGCUGUAUGCUGUGAUGCUUGCACGGAUUAUGGAUCUGUGGGUUUUUUCCUAAAUGUUCUCUUCGUUCUCACUCUUUUUUUUUUUUCUUCUUCUUCUCUUCCCCAGCUUUAUCCGGAGAACAAAGGCCAAAUUCCUUUGGGAAAGUGAGGUGACAGCAAUGAUUAUUGAAUUUACAACUCAAAAAAAAAAAA
Messenger RNA from Antrostomus carolinensis (chuck-will's-widow), 3761 nucleotides. RefSeq names its product ribosomal protein S6 kinase C1 (gene RPS6KC1). The record is from RefSeq and is a predicted model, not a curated record. The coding region runs from base 52 to 2346 and encodes 764 amino acids. Gene Ontology annotation, biological process: protein phosphorylation. NCBI's taxonomy places the organism in Eukaryota, Metazoa, Chordata, Aves, Caprimulgiformes, Caprimulgidae. Gene Ontology annotation, molecular function: ATP binding; protein kinase activity. The transcript is spliced from 9 exons. Gene Ontology annotation, cellular component: early endosome.